Messenger RNA from Aspergillus heteromorphus CBS 117.55, 1454 nucleotides. RefSeq names its product ESCRT-III subunit protein VPS24. NCBI's taxonomy places the organism in Eukaryota, Fungi, Ascomycota, Eurotiomycetes, Eurotiales, Aspergillaceae. Gene Ontology annotation, cellular component: ESCRT III complex; multivesicular body. The transcript has 2 exons. The coding region runs from base 333 to 1019 and encodes 228 amino acids. The record is from RefSeq and is a predicted model, not a curated record. Gene Ontology annotation, biological process: endosome transport via multivesicular body sorting pathway; protein transport; late endosome to vacuole transport.
GGCUGGCACGGCGCUCUUGAAUGCCCUUUGAGACCCUUUCCCCGAUCGCAUAACUCUAUUCCACCGGCGACUUGCACUUUUGGUCGCCUGAGCCCGCCCAUCACCCCCUCUGGACGACUCUGUGUAUACCCGGAACGAGCCUGGCCUGCCCGGAUUCGGACCCCACCGCAUUGCCAAGGUCUCCAGAUUUGCCUGGGACAAACCGUCCCUCUGAUAACGACCAUCCGAUCGUUCGACGCCCACCUCGUGCGAGAUAGCCGACUGCACACUUCACACUCGACGUGUACACCCACUCUACCCAUAUACAUUGUGUCCGCUUCCCUUCGUCCGGCAUGGAGACCCUCAAGGCGGUCUUUUUUGGACCUGAUCCUCAAACGCAGAUGAGGAAAUGUAACCAACUCAUUCGCGCCAAUACCCGUCAAUUGGACCGCGACAUCGCACAACUCAAGACCCUCGAGAGCAGGACGCGGCAGUUCAUCAUGAACUCCUCCCGGCGAGCCCAACGCAACCCAUCCCAGGCCAAGCAGGCCAACAAUGAAGCCAAGACCUUUGCGCGAGAACUCGUGCGGAUUCGAAAACAGUCGACACGUCUACACACCAGUCGCGCACAACUCCAGAGCGUCCAGAUGCAGGUCAACGAGGCGUUCUCGGUCCGCAAGAUCCAGGGCAGCCUGAAGAAAUCCACGGGGAUCAUGAAAGACGUAAAUACCUUGGUCCGCAUGCCCGAACUGUCGGCCACCAUGCAUCAACUCUCCACGGAGCUGGUGCGGGCCGGCAUCAUCGAGGAGAUGGUCGACGACGCGAUUCCCAGUAACGAGCUGCUCGAUGAAGAGGAGGACGAAGCCGAGGAGGAGGUCGACAAGGUCCUGCAGGAGAUCUUGCACGGCAAGCUGUCCCAGGUCGAAGGGGUGCGGCCCGAGAAGCCAUUGGAAGAGGCCCCGGAACCGGAGGAAGAGUUCGUGGACCCCGAAGCGACGCUGGAGCAGAUGCGAGGACGCCUGGAAGUCCUGAAGAGCUGAUCCAUUCCACAAAUGAGAUUGAACCAGACCCUCGGGGUCCUUCCACGAAGCCGUGCAAGAUGAUGUUGGAGCGAGCCAUGUUUUCUUUUGAGCUGUAAAGGGUGUUUGGGCGGGGGAGGCGUGUUUGGGCGUUAAUCUUGCUGCGUAUUGAGCUGUUACUUAUUUAUCUCCUGGAUUACGGGGCUGGCUCUGGUCCCGGAACCUGCUUGAUUGCAUCGUGCCUUGCAUCCCUAUUUGAUCGUUUUCCUUCCUACAAUAUCCCUGCUGGUAAAUACUUUUGUCGUGCAUCGUUGGGUUGGGGCUGGGAUUGAUUGACUGAUCGCUUUUGGUCUUUGGGCAGCAGUGAUUCUUGGCGCCGCGGGAUGCUACAGAUGCCCGUGAGCUUAUGAGGCGAGACGACUAGUUAGAAUGAAUGCAUAUACAGGGCCUGGAGUG